This is a messenger RNA of Durio zibethinus, 3809 nucleotides long. NCBI's taxonomy places the organism in Eukaryota, Viridiplantae, Streptophyta, Magnoliopsida, Malvales, Malvaceae. The record is from RefSeq and is a predicted model, not a curated record.
ACUUUUAAUUUACUUUGAUUAAUUCCUUUCUGGGUUUCAAUGAUUUGAUUUGUAAUUCUUUUUUUUUUCUUAAUCCUUUGUGGUGCUUGACUUAGUCAUUCAACUGGGUUUUUGAAGAUAUCUGGAGAAACUGAAAUUCUUAAGGAUAUCUGUUAUACUUGCUCAAAGUUUGUAACUGUCUUUUUGGAAUGGAGAAAAUGAACUCCAAAAUAGAGGAUGAUAAGAAUAAUGUUGGUAGUGAUUCUAAUAAUGGUCAGAUGUUGCGUGACAUUGAGGAAAUAAGUAAAGCCCUUUACUUGAAUAACCCCUCACCAAAAGCUUUGAUUUCCACAUCCAAUGUUAGAUCUAAGUCUGCUGGAAAAACCCAUCUUUCAGAAUCAAAAUCGAAGCAGAACUCUAGAAACCUCUAUGAAGAUGUGAUGCAGAAGGAUAAGAAAUCAUCUUCAUUGUGGAAUUGGAAGAAGCCCUUAAAAGCAUUAACUCAUAUUAGAAAUCAUCGAUUUGAUAUUUGUUUCUUUCUCCAUGUGCAUUCUAUUGAAGGCUUGCCUGCCUAUUUAAAUGACUUUAGCUUAUGCGUGCAUUGGAAGAGGAAGGAUGAGGUGUUGUCUACUCGUGCAACGAGGGUUGUCGAUGGAAUUGCUGAAUUUGAAGAGACGUUAAUGCAUAAAUGUUGUGUGUAUGGUAGUAGAAGUGGGCCUCAUAAUUCAGCAAAUUAUGAGGUCAAGCUCUUCCUUAUCUAUGCUUCUGUUGUUGGCGUUCUGGGACAUGAUAUAGGGGAGCACUGGAUUGAUCUCACAAGGCUGUUACCACUUACUUUGGAGGAUUUAGAAGGGGAGAAAGGCUCAAGUAAAUGGACAACAAGCUUUAAACUUUCUGGCAAGGCUAAGGGUGCUUCUCUUAAUGUCAGUUUCAGUUUCUUGGUAAAUAGGGACAAUUUAGUUGAUUCAAGUGGCAGAAUGACUGCGUCAAAUUUUAUAAAUCUCCCAGAGAAGGGUUCAAGUGCAAUGGGACACGCUGGAGGUCUUCAUGCAAGCAAGGGGAAUGGGAUGCUUGAGCAUGUUGGGACUGUUCCAAGUACUGUAAACCGCAGGUCUAAUCUGUCAUCUCUGUCUGUUGAUGUAAAGUUUGGUACUGAAAUAUUGCCAAAUUUGGGACUGGAACUUUCCAAAUCAAUAAGUUGUUUAUAUCAGAAACUUAAUGAAGGGAACUUACACAGUUUGUCAGGCUUAGAUAAAUUUUCUGAACAUGUGGAGCCACUCAAACCUAAUUCUGAAUCUGCUAAAGUUAUAGAUGGGUAUGAAAACAUUGAGUUUUUUGUUACUGAACAGGGUGUAGAAAUGUGUCAGAAAGAUCCAUCUAAUCCUGAACAAAGUGCUAUCCAGACUAUUGAUGGUUUUGCCAUUGAAACUAUCAAUGUGGAUGAGAUCCUUAAAGAUUGUGAAACAGAUGCUGAUGGGGAGGCAGGACAUGUUUUAAAAGUCCACAGUUCCAGUAGUUGCAUGGAGGAGGUUAUGGUAGAUGACUGCAUGCAAGAAAAGAGUAAUUUAUGUUCCAAACCAUUGACUGUGCAAGAGCUGGAGUCAGCUUUUCAUGACAUAUUGAUUAUACAAUCAUCAGUAUCAGAAUCUACAUCUGGUUUGGACGAGUUUAUUGAGCAUGAAAAGUAUAUGGAUGUUAAAUCAGAUUACAAGUCUAGCAAAUUGACAAAGAAAUCACUAAGUUUGGAUGACUUUGCUGACACUGUGGCUAGUGAUUUCUUAAAGAUGCUGGAAAUUGAAUAUGAUCCAUUUAGCUUGAAUUCUGAUGAUGCUCUUGAAUCUCCUAGAGAGCGUCUGUUGAGAGAGUUUGAAAAUGAAGCUCUAGCUUCUGGUGGCUUCAUCCUAGACUAUGAUGCAGGGGGAGAGGAAGAAAUUGGUUCCACCACUCCUGGUCCUUGCUGUGGGGAUAGUUAUGAAGAUUUUGCUUUCUCUUCAGUUUUACUGCCCAGCAAAGAGGAGAAGAUUGAAAGUCAGUCACUGAAAAAUGGAAGGAAGAUCAAAAUGCUCGAAAACUUGGAGACUGAAGCUUUGAUGCGUGAGUGGGGCCUAGAUGAGAAGGCAUUUCAAAGUUCUCCGCUUGUUCAAACCGACGGAUUUGGAAGUCCAAUUGCACUUCCACCAGAACAAGGUGAACUACCUCCACUCGGAGAUGGCUUUGGACAUUUCAUUCCGACAAAGGAUGGAGGUGUUCUGCGAUCUAUGAAUCCCUCACUUUUUAGAAAUUGUAAAAAUGUUGGGCACUUGGUCAUGCAAGUAUCUAGGGCAGCUGUGUUUCCUGCAGCAUUGGGUACUGAUAUUAUGGAGAUAUUACAAAACUUGGCUUCACUUGGAACUGAGAACCUGUCCUUGCAGGUAAGUAAAUUAAUGCCUUUGGAGGAUAUUACUGGGAAAACAUUGCAACAAAUUGCACUGGGAGCUGCACCUAGCGCUGUUGUGCCAAAGAGGAGUAUCAAUUUGCAGCAAGAAUCACUAAGUGAGCAUGAUUCAUUUGAUCAGAGAAAGGAAGUUGAAGGAUUUCAAUUUUGCUGGAGUUAUGAUAAUCUGAGCUCAGGCCUCAUAGGUGAUGAGAUGGCCCCAGGUUGUGUGUCUCUAGAAAACCUUGCUCCAUCUGCCAUGAAUAGGAUUGAAGCCCUGGCGAUAGAGGGUCUGAGAAUUCAAUGUGGCAUGUCAGAUGAGGAUGCUCCAUUAAGCAUGAGUCCUUUUUCAUCUAGCAAUACGUCACUUAUUACAGGGAAGGAUUCGAAUUUUGGUAAGUUUCUCAGUUUGGAGGGAGCUGCAGGUUCAUGGUCUCUGGAUUUCAGAGACAAUGUUGAUUAUGUUAAUAGAUUAAUGUGCCUUUCUAUAACAUUGGAUGAGUGGUCACGGCUCGACACUGGAAUUAUUGGUGAUGGAGACCAUAUUAGUGACCAGACAAUCCAGAUCCUUGAGGCUCAUAAAGCCAAGUGCAUUGAUUUGGCUAGUGGAAUAUUGGCACAACAUGUUAACUUGGGUGAAGCAUCUGGUAGAAAGCAUGGGUUGUUGGGGAACAACUUUACACUAGCUGUCAUGUUGUUGCUUAGAGAUCCCCUUCGAAACUAUGAACCAGUUGGCACUUCAAUGAUUGCUUUAAUUCAAGUGGAGAGGGCUUCUGUCCCUCUAGAGCAACGAAUCUAUAGCACAGUGCCGGAAGGAAAUAACGAAGAGAACCCUGAAUCAGAGGCGGAGGAAAAAGAAGAAUGUACUCCAUUUUUCAAAAUCACUGAGGUCCAUCUUGCAGGGUUAAAUACUGAUUCCGAUAAGAGGCAUAUUUGGGGUACCAAAGCACAACAACAGUUUGGAACCCGCUGGUUGCUUGCUAGUGGCAUGGCUAACUCCAAUAAGAAUACAUUUUCAAAGUCAAAGGCCAUUGUAAGAUUCAACCCACCGGUGAUGAGAAAGAUGCAGGCUGGGAAUUUUCUUUGGAGUUUAACCUCUAAUGUUCAUGAAGAAGGAACUAGUUGGAAUGAAUUGGCCGAUUUGGGUCCACAUUCUCGAAACCCUAAUAUCAUUUUUUCAAAUUAAAGUGUCAAACUUGUUGUAGAUUGCAGUUUUUGACUACUCAUUCUGAAAAUGUCUUUAUUUGUGAAGUUAACAGAGUGUAGGCAUUUUCUUUAUUCCUGAAUGUGUCAACUUUUCUACAGCCAAAGUUGUCAAAAUUGUACAGCUCAAUAGGAAUCUAUUUUGUAGUUGCAUAUCCAUUUCACAUGUAAUCAACUCAAGUCCAAUUGAUAAAUGAAGCAUGUAGCUAAAGUU